UGCGAUAUCUGGCAGUAGGAUACUUAGGUAGCUAUUCGUAACCUAUCCUCAUCUUCGUGGCCGAUGCUAGACGUAGACGAGAAUGCCUUAUCCUUUAUUGGUCAGCCUAGACUAGCAGAUUGAUCGGCAAGUGUUGGCGUUUUCUGUAGGAAUAGGUAUGUAUAUUCCUUGAAGUCGAGUGCCACAGCGGUAAGCUGGCCACCACCAAAUGCAAGAGCUUUGGGUGUGAUAACUUUGAGUGCCUUGUAUUGUCUAUUCCUGCCCUGUCCUGCCCUGCCCUGCCCUCAUGGAUUGCUAAGUAGUUCCGAGUUGAGGUUAGCCUUACUCUCGAAGCGAGUAAAGCUGAUAACUUUGAAUGAUCUAUGGUAUUAUCGCGUACCAGCCAGUGUGAUAAAUAUUGGCGGAUAUGCAUGACCUACAUCUGGGAAACUUGCGCAAAAUGUGUGCCUAUUAUCAUAUUAUCUGCUUCUCAGACCAGUCUCAACCUUAAGACAGCUUUUAGGCCGUCAAAACCAAUAUGAGUUUUGGUGUAGGCUUCGGUGAUUUGGUGCUCGCUUCCAAACUGGCCUGGAAUGUAUACAAAGCAUGUAAAGAUUCGGGCGAAAAUUUCAAACGUUUGUCAAACGAAGUGGCCUCCUUACACGUCGUACUCAAAGAGACCGAGGACUAUAUCGAUGAAUUUCCGGAGCUGGGCACUUCUCGAAAGAAUCGUUUAAACAUUUUGACCGAUGGUUGCAACGCGACGUUAGAGGAUCUGCAGAAGCUGCUCAAGUCAUAUGAGCGACUUGGGACGCAAGCCCAAAGGACUUGGGACCGGAUGCGCUUCGGGCUAGAAGACCUUGCUGAUAUUAGAUCUCGCUUGGUGAGCAAUGCAACACUCUUGACAGCCUUUAAUAGCACUCUGGUCAACUCAUCGACGACGAGGAUCGAAAAGAAGCUAAAUAAGUUCAUCUGCGAAGUACGUGCCGGAUAUCGGGAAGGAUCCGUUGUUACCACCCCGGACGUUGUCGAGACGAUCGAAUCUCCCGAUGUAUGGGCCCAACUGCGGCGUGAACUUGAGGACAUCGGCAUCUCGCCGGCCAUCAUGGAAGAAAAUCACGAAUAUAUAUCGAACUGGAUGAAGUCGGUUCUAGCACAGGGGCUCGUUAAUGAGGAUCCCGUCGCAGAAUUAAACAAGACAGUCUCUCCCGACUCUGGCUAUGGCGGUAGUAUCAUCUCGUCGUCUGCUGAUAUUAUUACAGCGAACGAACAGUUUGAGUUGGACAUGCGAAAGAAGCAGGCCGGAAGGCCUCUAGACGAGGUUUUCAAACCACUCACCGUCGAAUCCACCGCCCCGUCGGUCAGGAAGAAGUCAAUCACAGACCCUACCAGACUUAUCCGAAAGCUCUUUGUGAAGGAUGAUGCACUUGUACAAGCGGCCAGUGAUGGCGACAUCGAUAAAGUUGCAAAGUUGCUCAGCAUCGGGUGCAACGUGAAUGCAAAAGAUCGAUGGGGUUGGUCAGCACUCAGCAUGUGUGCGUACGGGGGACAUCUCGCCAUAGCCCGGCUCCUCCUUGAGCACGGGGCUGACCUGUACAACGUCGAUGUCGACGGUGACACACCGAUGCAGAUAGCUACAACCCGCGGUCACUCGGAAGUGGCUAUCCUGUUCGAUGAAGCACAGGCCGAGAGAGAUCGCCUAGCUCGGGAACUAGAUACUGAGCCAACAGCGAAAUGAACCAGCCACACCUCAGUAGCGCGGCGAAGGAUUUAUUCGUGAUGUAGCUCGGAUGAUUCGCAUACCCGCUAACACUCGAACAUAGUUGAGACAUUAGGUAUAACUUGAGCUUGUUUGUUCAAAGAACAAUUCUUUAUAUGAUCAUUAUUAUUGCUUUAUUCAUGCGUUCCUUCGUAUUUCUUACAUUCUUCUUUCGGUUGCCACUUUUCAGUCUAAACGGGGGUCACCGUGGUGGCAUGAUGUAUGAUUUAUGAUUUGUCAAGAGUCCGAGAGUUGGCAUUGUGUUAUUAAUGGAACCAUGUCUCAGUCACUACAUUAGGUCUUAUUUUUGUCAAAAAAUAACCGCUGCCUAAUG
Molecule: messenger RNA, 2072 nt
Organism: Daldinia decipiens
Lineage: Eukaryota; Fungi; Ascomycota; Sordariomycetes; Xylariales; Hypoxylaceae
Exons: 3
Coding region: 518-1717 (399 amino acids)
Molecular function (GO): protein binding
Source: RefSeq, a predicted model, not a curated record